Molecule: messenger RNA, 649 nt
Organism: Psammomys obesus (fat sand rat)
Lineage: Eukaryota; Metazoa; Chordata; Mammalia; Rodentia; Muridae
Product: diacylglycerol kinase alpha-like
Exons: 5
Biological process (GO): intracellular signal transduction; diacylglycerol metabolic process; lipid phosphorylation
Cellular component (GO): plasma membrane
Molecular function (GO): ATP-dependent diacylglycerol kinase activity
Source: RefSeq, a predicted model, not a curated record
GAGGGAGAGCUGAGGCUUGCCCUUGUUAGGAGGGAGAGCUGGGGCUUGCCCUUGUUAGGAGGGAGAGCCGAGGCUUGCCCUUGCAAGCUUCUCUGCCUCAGCCUGGCAGCAGGGUGGCAUUGCUCCUUCCUCACUCCCAAGAGAGGAGAGGAGGGGAAACAGCCACAGGUAAGGCUUUGACCUUCUCCCUCUCCCCAGUUUGUAAGUACAUUGUUCAUGACCGCUGUGCCAUGAAGGCCCUGCCUUGUGACGUCAGCACCUAUGCCAAGUCUCGGAAAGACAUUGGUAUCCAGUCACAUGUGUGGGUCCGAGGAGGCUGUGAUUCUGGGCGCUGUGACCGCUGCCAGAAGAAGAUCCGGAUCUACCACAGCUUAACAGGACUGCACUGCGUGUGGUGCCACCUGGAGAUCCAUGACGAAUGUCUGCAGGCUGUGGGUCCUGAGUGUGACUGUGGACUGCUCCGUGAUCAUAUCCUGCCUCCGUCUUCCAUCUACCCCAGGUUCCUGGCAUCUGGACAAGAGCGUAAACUGAAGACUACAGAUGACACAAACUUGUGCAUCCCUGAGGCUUUUCGGAUUGACCCUGUUCCUAACAGCCACCCACUUCUAGUGUUUGUCAAUCUUAAGAGUGGCGGGAAGCAGGGACAGAG